Molecule: messenger RNA, 1642 nt
Organism: Lycium barbarum (goji berry)
Lineage: Eukaryota; Viridiplantae; Streptophyta; Magnoliopsida; Solanales; Solanaceae
Exons: 2
Coding region: 844-1212 (122 amino acids)
Source: RefSeq, a predicted model, not a curated record
AAGAAGGACAAAAGGGUCUCAUAUGAUCCAACAUGGAAAUAAGUCGUGUGGCAACUAAAUUUGGUCUUUGGGGAUGUGAAAAAAUUCAGAAAAGUAAUCAGUAGGUAUGCAAUUGAGAGAGGUUGUCAACUAGAUAAGAUCUAUAAUGAUCAAAAAAGAGUUAGAGUUAAAUGCAAAGCUGGUGGAUGUCCUUGGCUACUUUAUGCUAGCAAAGACUUUAAAUUUCCCAAUUUCAUUAUAAGAACCUACAAUCCAAGACACAAGUGUUGUAUGACCAACACCAAUACAAUGUGCAACUAUAAGUAUUUGGCUAAGUACAAUAGAAAUAGGAUUAUUUCUCAACCUUGCAUAAAGGGGUGGGAAAUAGUAGAUUUGGUCAGGGAAGCUAUGGGGCUAUAUGUUGGUAAGUUUGUGUGCUUGAAGGCCAGGAAAAUGGUGUUGAAAAAGGUAAUGGGUGAUCAUAUUGCUGAGUUUAGUAGAAUCUAUGACUACAGCGAUGUGAUUCUUGAAUCAAAUCCAGGAAGCACUUGUGUGGUAAAGGUGACAGAUUGUGAUGAUGGAAAAAAACUCUUCCACUCUUUCUAUGUUUGCUUUUCAACUUUGAAAAAAGGAUUUAUUGAGGGUUGUAGAAAGUGUAUUGGCUUAGAUGGUUGCUUCUUGAAGGGGAUAUCUUAGGGCCAAUUACUUGUUGCUAUUGCAAAGGAUGGGAAUAAUUAGAUAUUCCCAAUAGCUUAGGCUGUAGUUGGAACUAAAAGUGUAGAUACUUGGACUUGGUUUCUGAGGAUCUUGAAAUCUGAUUUGGACAUCAAUGAUGAAGGAGCAGGAUUAACGAUCAUAAGUGACAUGCAAAAGGGAUUAUAUUCAGCUAUUCAAGAGUUACUUCCAGAAUGUGAACAAAGAAUGUGUGCAAGGCAUAUACUUGCAAGAUGGUCACAACAUUGGAAGGGUAUUGAAAGAAGAAAAAUGUUUUGGGAUUGUGCCAUAUCAACAUUUGAAGCUCAACUUAGGAGGAACUUGGACAAAUUAGCACUGUUAGGUGAAGGUAUUUCUAACAGCUUAGCAACCUUAAAUCAUGAAAGAUGGUCCAAAGCAAUGUUCAAGACAACUUCAAAAUGUGACAGUGUGGAUAACAAUAUGGCUGAAAGCUUCAAUGCUUGGGUGCUAGGCACAAGACUAUCAUCAGUAUGCUUGAAGAAAUUAGGACAAAGGUAAUGAAUAGGUUUACCAAGGUAGUAGCAUUUGCGGAUAGCUGGACCUAUGACAUAUCCUCAAUGGCAAUAUCAGUAUUAAAUACAAAUGUGGAGAUGUCAAUGAGGGUGGAAAUUAAGUGGAAUGGUGAUAUUGGAUAUGAAGUGAAGGAUGGUCGAUAUAAACAUGUGGUUAACCUAAUUAAGGGAACUUGUACUUGCAGAAUUUGGGCACUAAAAGGGAUUCUUUGUGUACAUGCAAUAGCAAUCAUGCAUCACGAUGAAGCCAAUCCCCUUGAUGCAGUUUCUACAUGGUACAGAAAAGAGACCUACUUGAGAGCUUAUGGAAAUUUCUUACAACCAAUAACGAAUAUGGAGAUGUGGCCUGAGACAUCAAAUCCAAAAGUUGAGCCACCUCCAAUUAGGAAAAUGCCCAGAAGGCCUUCGAAAAAGAA